AUGCCAACUGUCUCCACUGUCAAUCUCACGGCACCACUCCUCCUCCUGUUGCUAUGGGCAACCCACCCCACCAUGGCAACCAACUGGCUCUCCCUGGCGAGGCUGCCUCGCUCCAGGCCCGUGUCUGGUGCUGCUCCAUGUGCGCGGCUGAGGGGGCUGACCCCGGGGCAGGUGGGGGUGUGCAGGGCGCGAGGGGAGGUCAUGGAGUCCGUACGCAAGGCAGCAGAGAUGGUCAUAGAAGAGUGCCAGCACCAGUUCAGAAACCGCCGCUGGAACUGCACCACCACCCCACGUGGGAUCAAUGUAUUCGGCAGAGUCAUGAACCAAGGGACUCGUGAGGCGGCCUUCGUGCAUGCUUUGUCCUCAGCAGCCGUGGCAGUGGCUGUGACCCGAGCCUGCACCCGCGGCGAGCUGGAGAGGUGUGGCUGUGACAGGAAGGUCAGGGGGGUCAGCCCCGAGGGCUUCCAGUGGUCAGGGUGCAGUGAUAACCUGUCCUAUGGCGUGGCUUUCUCCCAAACGUUUGUGGAUGAACCAGAGCGAGCCAAGGGGCUGUCAGCAGGGCGACCACUCAUGAACCUUCAUAACAACGAGGCCGGCCGAAAGGCCAUCCUUCACAACAUGCAGGUGGAGUGUAAGUGUCAUGGCGUCUCCGGCUCCUGUGAGUUGAGGACCUGCUGGAAGGUCAUGCCUCCUUUCAGGCGCGUCGGCGUGGUGCUCAAGGAACGCUUUGAUGGAGCCACAGAGGUUCGCCUGACUCGUAUAGGAUCCAGGACAGCCCUGCUCCCCCGUGACCCCCAGGUCAAACCCCCUGCUGCCAGAGACCUUGUGUACCUUGCGCCCUCCCCAGAUUUCUGCCAUCUCGACCCUGACAAUGGGAUCCCUGGGACAGCUGGUCGGAGAUGUAACGGAACCUCUCGGCUGGCACCAGAUGGCUGUGAGCUGGUGUGCUGUGGGCCGGGGUACAGAGCGGGCCGGGCUGAGGUGGUGCAGCGCUGCUCCUGCAAGUUCUCCUGGUGCUGCUCCGUCCGCUGCCAGCAGUGCAAGAACACAGUCACCAUUCACACCUGCAGAGUCUAAGAGGGCCCCAACAAGACCGAACCAGCCGAGCAGAGAGAAAAACAGCAAGACAGACCCUCCUGGACACAAGACGGGAUAAGGACAACAUAGACAAACAAACCUAAUUCACACUUUUAGCACCAAAUCUUAAAUUCUGGUCCUAACUUUACUCAUUUUUGACUGAAGCAGUGCAGCCAGAGUUAAGUUUGAGGAUUCUGUUGUAAAAGCAGCAAAGUUAGAGCACACUUAAAAAGAAAAGAAAAAUGACAAAGCAUCAACAGUAACUUAGGUAAAAACUAGGCCUGUCACGAAAACACAUUUUUAGCAUGAUACAUUUUCCCAGAAACUAUUACGAUAAACAAUAGUAUCGUAUAGAUGUUGUUUUAGUUUCAUAACGAUAUUAGAGGAUAAUAAGUACAUCCUUUUCCACAUAUAUACAUUUAUAAACCAAGAAUAUUAAACAUUGGAACUGAAAUUUGGAAAAGAAAUAUUAAACUAUCCUAGAUAAAUAAAACAUAAACAACCACAACAAAUAAAAUAGACUUCCAGGCUCUUAACAACACAUUGCAAUGAGAUUAUCACUAUGUAUUAUAUUAUUUUAUUAUUAAAAUAACAUAAACAGCUGGAAUGGCUGCUUGGGAAAUAUGUUUUUUUGGGGGGCAAUUCAUACUGCCUGUCAAACAUUUGCAGCAUUACUUUAAACACAACAGAAAAAAAGCACAAAAAGUCAAUAUAUUGAGUCCAGA
Molecule: messenger RNA, 1802 nt
Organism: Centropristis striata (black sea bass)
Lineage: Eukaryota; Metazoa; Chordata; Actinopteri; Perciformes; Serranidae
Gene: wnt4b
Product: wingless-type MMTV integration site family, member 4b
Exons: 8
Coding region: 1-1077 (358 amino acids)
Biological process (GO): canonical Wnt signaling pathway; neuron differentiation; cell fate commitment
Cellular component (GO): extracellular region
Molecular function (GO): cytokine activity; frizzled binding
Source: RefSeq, a predicted model, not a curated record